Molecule: messenger RNA, 13781 nt
Organism: Porites lobata
Lineage: Eukaryota; Metazoa; Cnidaria; Anthozoa; Scleractinia; Poritidae
Source: the annotation of a GenBank genome assembly
AUGCUCCACAAACCACAGCUUCAUCUACGGGGAAUCAUGAAGUACAUAAGCUCAUGGAAUAAAGUGAUCUACAUUUGUUCUCCAUUGUAUGUUACUGAAUUUACAGUCGACUCCCGAUAACUCGAACCCUCGCAAACUCGAAUCAGACUCGAUUUUCCCUGGAUUUCCUUCACACAUUUGCUGUAAUUUUACCCUCGAUAACUCGAACCAUGUUUUGAGCGCUUAAAGUCGGAAAAAAAACAGUGUACUAGCGUCCGAAACAUUGAAUUUUGAAUUUACCAUUGACGUGUUGUAGGCUUAUGGCUUUGUUUGGCACAAAUCUACAUGAAAUAACUUUUAUUCUCGAAAUAGUUAAAUGCACACUCUAUUUAGGCUAUGUUUUAUUACUUUACAUUCUGAUUUAUAUUCUAAAACCAUGAUUUCAUUUUAACUUGACAUUUUUACAGUUAAAUGUGAUUAAAAUGUUCACUGCACAGUAAAAACUGGUUUUUCCCUUACUUCCGGUUAUUUGCUUCGAGGUACCGAUAACUCGAAUUUUUUUCGAUUUCCCUUGAAGGUUCGAGUCAUCGGGAGUUGACUGUAUAUCGUUUGUUAUGGUUAAUAGAAUUUGUUUAUCUGUGCAUCCAAGAAAUGUUUUACCAUAACUGAGCGAUAUCUCACGCGCUGAUUGGUCGAAAGCUCAUGUUCGACAAGAGUACAGGCCAUCGAAAUGACGUGUUGUGUCGCGAGUUUGUUUUUAUCUUUCUCGCGUGGCGAUUAUCCGAGAAUUUCAACGGAAGUGGACUCCAAACCUGUCAAUGCUAUGGUAAAAAACAAAACAAUUUUCCAUGGUCUGUACUCUUAUCGACCAAAGAAAUGACGUCAAAGUGUCAAAACUUUGCAGUGAAACCACUACAUGUACUUAUGUCUGCCCUUUCCUGUACGCGGACGUGAAGUGUCACACUUACUAGGUUGAAGUCCAAGUAUUUGCACAAAAUACACAGUAACUUUGAGAUUUAAAGGUUCUUCAAUCUUGCCUCGCAAUUCGGCACCAUGUAGUUGUUCUUUUUGUAUUGCGAACUGUAUUUACCGUAGAUUUCUGAUUACUCAGUUUCUUGCAAUAAAGCUGUGGACAAGAAUUCACUUGCAGAUAAGAGAUAAAUCGUCGCCACUCUUUCUCUAUUUGUACGUCAGCUUUGACCAACAGUUUGUGCAGCGAGUUCUGUGGUCACGAUUGACUUUAAACUUGCAGAUAUUAAACUAGAGAGCUCUGAGGCUUAUUUGUUGAAGUUAGAGAAAAAUCUGUAGUAGGGUUUCGAAGUUAUUGAAAUUUUUUUUGUAAAAAAGGCGAUUUUAAAAAUAUGCCGAUCUCUCAAACGCUUUUAAACCAGUCCUAAGCUAGUCCUACAAGAAAAUAAAUAACAUUUUCUUAAAUUUCCACCAUUCUUUUUUAAGGAUGCAAAAAAAUCGUAGAAAUCGGCUAAAUCGUUCCUGCCCAAAAAUACGAUUCAAAAACUUAACCAAGGCGUGUAUAAAGAGGUUCGGGCCACCUUAACUACAACGUUUUGUAGAUACAGAUUCAGUCUGCUUUGCUGAAAUAAGGAGUUGACCAUUUGACUUUUGAGAGACUUUUCUAGAGAUAGAUUAGCUUGUGAGCAAGCUCUCCGGGCUUGCUCGCAAGCUUGAUAUAGAUUUUUCCUCGACAUAUGACGGUGUAAGGUUUUUUCUAGCAUUAUCCGCCAUAAGAGAUAUGUUUUUUCAGUGAAGAAUAUUCGACCCCCCCUCCACCCUCCCUCAUAAGUCAAAUAGUCGACCUUUUAUGUGCCAAAUAAUUUGCCUAAGAAUUAAUGUAUCUUGUUGGAGGUGGGCUCUUGGACGUCGCUAAAAUAUACUGCAUAUCUUUCAACAGAAUCGGAGGUACUGAAGAAAUGAUGCGCCUUGGUCUGUACAUGAACGAUCUAAGUUUGCACGACAUGUCACGCGAGAUGGUGCUCUCUGGGAUAAAACCAAUGCAUCAACUAGAGAAGACCUUGGAAAAGGUAUCAGAACUUAGCCUAACAAGUACUUUUAACGGGACAGCUCGUUGGCUUUUCAAGACUUAUUUCCUUUUUCAGCUUUGAUUGAUAAAUGUCCUGAAUAUUCUGGUACGCCCUUAUUUCAUUUGGCAAUAAUAUAAAUGUGGAUCAUGUUCGGGGCGCUAUUUCGUGUGGCACACUCUUUUACCAUGAAUUUGAGUAGAAUUAUGAAGUAGAGUACUGUAGAGAGUCAUAAGAGGAUAUUUACAUAACAGAAACUGAAAAAUAAAUUCAGUUCCUUAUGAUCUCUUCUCUUUUCUCUUUGAUCAGGAAUUCGAAAAAGGAAAGGCUUUAGAAGAAAACAUGGAAAAUUUGGCGUUGAUGAGACAACAAAUCGAAGAGUUGCCCUAUAGAAGGAUGCCGAAAGCCAUCGCCGAUAGAUUGAGACUUGGUGGUAAGGUUGUGGAAACCUGUGAGGUAUGUUGCUAACUCUAAGAUGUGCCAACAGAACGUAAACCCCCUAAUACUAAGGACCUGCGCUGCUAAGCAGUUCUCUUAUGUUGAACUGUUUAUUCUACUCAAGAAAAAACCUAAUAAAAUCGUUGGAAAUAAGGGGGAUCUAGAAUAUUAAAAAUAAUGCAUACUUGGCUCGUAGGCAAAAGAGUGUAAAACAAAAUUUGAGAUUCAGGGAUGAGUAAUUUAUUGCCUAUUCUUUUCAGCCUCGGAGCCAUUCAAAUAUAGUCUAAAUUUAUUCAAAACAAUAAUUUUAUACUUUGAGUACAUUAAUUCCAAACGUAAAAAAGUACAAUAUGUUUAUCCUCUAUCAGAAACGCCAAUUGAGGAAACUAUUCAGCGUAAAUUCGUCACAAAUUCGCCAAUUUCCUUGAUUUUAAAUUUUUGACCACGUGACAUGUCACGUGACCAUUAAUAUACGUUAACCACAAGGAGACCUGAAGAUCCACAUUACGGGAAAGUUUCAUCCCGUUAAAGGCAUCCCAGCUACAUUUUCUGAACACGUGUCCUUUGAUCCAGGCCUCAAACCCCUUGAGAAAUGUUUUUGCACGGUUCACGGUGAUUUAUCUCCUUACUUUGAUUUGUAGAAUUUUGAAAGUGUCACGGUUAUGGUCAGCUACAUGGAUGGCUUUGAAAGCAUCUGCUCGCAGGUUGGACCUAUGGAAAUUGUGAGCCUGGUAAACGACAUGUUUACCAUAUUCGACAAACUGACUGAGAAGCACGAUGUCUAUAAGGUAGUCGGGUGAUUAAAGAGGGGAAACAUCCGGUUCUAUUUUCAGACCUUUAAAACCUGAUUCAUUUCACUGCUAUGCAUAGCCUGUGCGUACAGAUAAGUGUUCUACGAAAGGAACGAUCGAACGGUGAAUAGGAGAACAAAGAAAAGAGAUCUGUGAGAAAAAAAAUUAAAUAAUGGUUACUCAUUUAAUUUUGUUUUAGUACGCAAUAUUGACAACGCAAUGUAACGAACUUUGUAAGAUCGCGCGCGCUUUAAAUUCAACGGCGAUUUCAAAAUAUGUAACACUGAAGAUGACGGAUGUACCGUCGAAACAUGUCUGGAAAAUUACAGAGAGUUGUUAUGUUUAUACGACCAUCUAUAUUGUUGCUGCUAUCUAGGCCUUUUGGAUCAAUUCCUAGUUUAAAAACAUGCUUACCUCAAUCGAUCCAUCGAUGUUAAGUUCAUCUUCGAUAGUGCAAGUUUAGGUUUGUCCAUCUCCCCAAAUAUUCUCCAAAUUGCAGAUGUCGCCCCUCGAGUUGUCUUAUUGUUGUUCUUACCAUAUUUUUAGCUCCUAGUUCUUACUCUUGAAACGAGUGAAAUAUCCCCCAUUUUUUGUUUUCGCAACCAAAACAACUCAACCUCGUCCAUAGGUUUUCUCGGUUAACGGUGCCUUAACCUGCACGAACGCUGCAUUUUUGACGUCAUUUCCUCGUUAAACACAAAAUUCUUCCAAAUUUGGUCAUCAGAAACUGGUUAUGGUGAAUUAUGCGUGUGCUUUUAGCCAAUGAGAAUCGGGGAAAUAUUUUGAAUGAAUAAUAAUACAGAUUAUCUGGAGAUUGGUUAAUUUGCAGGUUGAAACCUCGGGUGAUGCAAUGUAUAUGACUGUCAGUGGUGCGCCAGUGAAAAACAUGCAUCAUGCAGAAGCAGCCUCAGCAAUGGCACUUGAUAUGCUAGAGGCUGUCAAGAAAAUAAAAAAUCCUGCCAAUAAAGAGCCUAUGACAGUAUCCAUUGGUAAGAAGUCAACCAAAUGUAGCAUUUAGGGACUGUGCAAUAAUUAUCAGGAGGGCAGGAGGCGGGGGGGGGCUGAAAAACUAGAGUUAUCUAGCAAAAACUUAGACAGUACCCCCUCCUCCAAAACAAAAAAUAAUUAGUUCUAGCCCCCCUAUGUUAUGUUAAAAAUAACGUCGCAACUCCCCCCCUCCCACCACUCAGAUUUAGACAAAGCAUUUGCUAAGUACCGGGGUGCUUACUACAUUGGCUCAAAAUCUAAAACUUCUGAAGCCAGAAAGAGAAAGGAGCAGAGAAAAAAAUCGAAGAACAGGAGAUUGAACGCUUCAAAUAACAAACGAAAAAGAGCUUGCAUUAUAUUUAGAUCCUUGGGAGGAGAGCCUGUUGAACUUUGUUAUGAGCAGAUAUAUAUGGAAGUCAGCAAAUCGAUUCAGUCGAUGAAGAAACAUUACUUUUAUUCACAUCAAAAACCGACAAAGCAUGUCUACGAGAUUUGUUUUUUUUAUUCCCAUUGUUUUAUGGGGAAAGCUGAAAAACAAGUUCAUGAUUUUUGCUUUACAUAGGAUCAGCUCAAUUAAUUAGAAGACGGGUUAAAAUUGAUCAGUUGUGAAUUUGCUUUUCAUUUUGAUGGAAUAUUUUCAAUAAUCGUUUAACAGCUGUUCGUAUUGAUAUUUGUUACAGUCUAUCAUGAUGCCUGUAUUGAGAAUCUUGUAUUGCGUUUAAUUUUAUUUACAUUUCGAAUAAAACUUAAGGCCCCCCCUCCGUCAAAUGAGUGAUUUUACUUUGAGCCCCCCUUAUCUUGGCAGCAAUUUUAUGUAAUGCCCCCCAUCUAGUUUUUCAGCCUCCCCUCCUGAUAAUUAUUGCACAGUCCCUUACGAUUUGCUGGGUUUCAGCUGUAGUUGUAAACUGCAUGUCCCAGUCCAUCAAAAAUACGGUCAAAUUUAGAUCAAUAAGUAUUUUAGCCAAGUAAUCACUGCCCAACUGGUAUUUAUAUCUGAUGAAUCUAGAAAAAGUUGAUAGACCUUUCAGUUAGCCACAUCACAGCAGACGGUCCGUGCAAAACCAAUGAAAUCAGCAGGUUUCCGUCAACAAUAAAAUGCCAGAGUAGCAUUCCUGGGUCGUUGAAGGCGUUAUACAACCACUGUAAUUGAUUUGUGCGGCAUGACCCCAAAUAAUGUAGAUUUUACGAGUGAAACAUUCCGCCUAAAUAACUUGUCAGUUUCGGUUUGGUUGCUUGUUUCAAGUUUUUGUCGCAUAGUUUGUGAAUUGUUUGGUUUCGUUUUGUUUGUUUUAAUAAUGGUCUUCUGCUUCACCUUACGCAGUACUGUUUAGAAUUUGAAACAGCAAGUUAUGGAUAAAUGAAGUUACGUUCUUCAGUCACUUUAAGAGGCUGUCCGCGUAAGAACCGAUAAGGCAAAUUUUGGUCUAUCACGCAUUGCCCUGAUUUUUUCAGUGGAAGAUAACUAUCCUAUCCCAUGAAGAAAUAUCACAUUUAUUUGGACCAACUCAAUUUUUUCUCUAUUUUACAGAGAGAUUUUCUAGGUCACCUAAAACUAGCCAGUUUGCCGUCGGAAGUGGUGCGAUUUUGGUGAAACUUUAGGGCUCUGUUAAACCUGCCUCACAAAGCCGAAUAAGCUGAUUAUUUUACACACAAAAGCUUUAACUCUGACUAAUAGUUUCAAGGUUUAAUGGUUGCAUUCUGUGGAAAGUUGGCUGAGAUAUGAGUUUUUUAAAAUGACCUUUAAUUUGCUUAUCGGGAAAAGUAAUUUGCAUAACUGGAGCUCAACGGUAAUUUCGCAAAAGUGGCACCUGACUCAGACUCAAGUCUAUGAUAAAACAGAAGUACUAAGACCAGUCUACUUCUUAAUGCAAUAAAAUUUGUGGGCACUCCUCUUUGCGUGCGGUACAAAGUUCCGUUAAUGUUCCAAAAUUCGCCAUUUUGACAGCAAAACUGGAAUUGUAACGGUCUGCAUCUGGUCGACUAAUUUCCACAGCUUUAACGUUUCUAGUUAUCACUGACUGUCAUUAGACCCUUUAAAUGUUGGACUUUCGAAAACAUGUGGAGAAAACUUAGUAAUCGCUUUUUCUUGGUUUUUUUUCUUGUCGACGAUGAACGUGACUUCAUUCUCCGUACGCAAAUUAGCCAGGCGGUGUGCGUCACGAGAUUCGACCAAUCAGAAUGCGUCAUUUGUAGAGUGAUUUUCGCGCUCGGAAAGAGCUGUUUUCAGAGGUAUACGUGGUGAAAUUUUCGCUUUAUUCCAAGCUUGUGUUGGCAAUUUCGACACUAUACCGCCGUGGAAAGUUGUUGGAACACUUUAUCUUAAUAGCAGUUGCGUUACUUUUAAAUAUUUUGCUUUCUUGAGCGUUUGUGACAAGUUUGAAUUGCUCGGUCAUGUGCAGGCGGCCAUGAUUAUUUGAGUUUUGUUUUCCCCGUUCUUCUUGGAUUUAUUGCAGGUUACUGUUAGCGGUUUUAUAGCAUUAUUUUGGCCAUCUUGUUACUUCAACCUUUUCUUCUUUGCAAAUUUCGGGGGUCUACCUGGGUCUACCCCUGUUAGUUUUCCCGUUAUGAGCCGUUGAAAGUGUCUUGGAAUUAAGACAUCGUCUCAGCCAAGUGGCAUAACUCCCGGGAAACGCGCUGUGAAAACAUGUCGAAGCGGAAGCCGACGUGAAGCGAGUAACGCCAAAUCCAGGAAGACUUUGUUCUAUUUUAAACCACAAAAGGUAAAUAAGUUUGAAUAUUGUAAUAACCUUUGGAAACAAAACAUUUUUCAUAACCCAGUGCGGAAACUGAAAGCGUGACUUUAAAAUAAUUUGCAUGCGGUGUGUGCUACGUGUAUGCAAAUCUUUGUGUAAACUUAUGUGAGGGAAUAAAUUGUUAUAAAUCUCUCUUUGAGGUUAGGUUUUACUUUAUAACAAAAUCGAUAUACUGCGCUCACUUUAAUGACCGCACAGACAAGAUCGUGGUUUAUUUCACUGUUUAUUUCUGCGGCUGUAGCUUCGGUGAAAUUCCGAUUGUCCUGCAGCUGUUCGGCUCUUUCGGUCUGUUUUCCCCUGCCUGAUAGAAGAUUUAUUUGCGCAUAAGGAUUUCAAACGGGCACUGUUUUCAAAAUAAUAUAAACUUGUCGAUGAAAAUAAAAUUGUUAUGAGAGACGAUUUCUCACCUUGCUGUUUGCACGCGCUCCCCCUGCUUUGCCGGUAACAAAGUCCAUCAAAUAUAUAAACACUUCUAAUGGACGAAUUUUUUUUUUUAGUUAAGCAAAUCCAGGUAUGAACUACAGAUCUCUUUCACUAUGAGAUAAAAACAUACAUAUAAACCAAACAGUACAUAAAAUCUUAUGACAAGCAGGAAAUUAGUCGCCGCUCAAAGUCGGCUAGAUCGCACGAUCGUCUCCGAAUCGCGAUAAACUUCUUGAAAUUGCCUUAUGAAGCCAAUAGCAAUCAUCUAACGCCACUAUGAGAUCUUGAAAAUUCUCGAAAUCGUUCUCUUCCGUAAUGUUUUUCGGAAAAGGCAGCAGUGUUUUGAUCGCUGGGUUUGAUUAAUUUCUCUCACGAGAUGCGAACUCGACCGUGUCACGAUUGAAAUGAGGCACAGUAACAGGUUUACCCAUGAACCUUUGUGGGUCGUGACGCACACCGCCUGCAAAUUAGCCGUAGAUGCGUCUUUUCAACAACUUGACAUGAAACAUAAUCCUUACAUUUCACAUUUCUAAGGAGAAAAAUAACUCUCCUUUCCAUAGAAAAACACAAACCAUCACUUAGAAUCCCCUUAAGGUCUGUUUUUUUUUGUUUAACGAGGAAGAAACAGCUGAAUAAUAUAUCAUGACAUAUGUUUGCGUGGCUUAAAAUAAUUCAAUUACUGUGGCCUGUCACGCAUUCCUAAAAAGCGGCGGUCGAUUAGAAAACAAUAGCGUUGAAUCGAUCAAUUUUAUUAUAUUAUCAUCUUUUUUUAAAUGGUAGUUAUUGAUAGUAAUUAAAAAUAAGAGUUAACUUGCAAGGUAAGUCCUCUUGUCACCACAAUAAAAUUUGUGGGCACUCUUUUUUGCUAAACAGACGUUUGUACACGGCACUAUGAUGAAAAAAAAUGCCCCACACUUUUUCUAUCUAAAUCCAUGUAUAGCUUUGCAAAAGGCAAAUUAGCUGUAAAUUUCAGUGUCAUUCAAAGAUCUUUAAAGCAUUUAUCGGUAGCAGAAUGAAACGGGAAAAAUAGUUUCUUUUUUCAGUGAAUACACGCAAAAGGGAUUAUCUCAGUUUUUAGUUUUUGUUAGGGUAUAACAUCCGUAUUCCCAAGAUGAUCUUGUUCUGGUUUCAAUCUAAUUGAAUCAUAAUGCAACAGGUGUCAGUUUCAAAUAUAAUUAUGCCAAUGAAAUCGCCGAAGAGAUCAAUUGUGAAAAAAGCUGUUCUUUUCGCGAGAUCGUCAAGACAGAGUGUGGUCCCAGUAGGGGUGUGGAGGGAAAUGUGUUGGUCGCAGAGUGCAUGAAUGAUAUUACGUCGCACUUAGCCAGCUGUCACUUGUCUAAGUGUAGCAAAGUCAAUGACUGAAUGAACUCAUUUUAGCGAGAGUAGAGGUUUGGUAGGUAUUCGGAACUGAAAUGACAAUAUGCCCAAGGCACAGACACUAAAUAGCCUGUGUACAAACCCCCCACCUCCCCUUGGGAAAAAUAGGAGAAGGGGCCCUUUCUCCGAGGGGGUGCAUGGGGGUGGUGUGUACACACGCUAACGCUAAAAUGACAAUCUGCCCAAGGCACAGACACCUACUUGGCAGGUUUUUGCGAGCGCCAAGGUCUACUGUGCUGGAAAAUGAACCCCCAAGGGAUUGGGAGACGGCGGAAAUCGAGCCUAAGGUCUUGUCAAUACCCCGGUCACACUCUGGAUCAUACUGACAAAAUAACUACUGUGGCAGGAAAUAAGUCAAAGUUUUGCUCCAUCAUGUAAGUAUCAUUCUUUUUUCUUCUUCAUGCAAAAAAUUUCUAAACGUACAGAGAUAUUCUUAUUUCUCCAUUUAACAUUUUAUCUUGCGAUGUUUUCUGAUGUUCGUUUCCAGUUUAGUUGAGCUUGCAAAGAUAGUUUAUUUAUUUCUAUUUUUUGACAGCCGUGUAUCUUGCUCUAAUCAAUUCUUACCUAUAAAAUACUAUACAUAAAGGUUAAUCCGUGUGUUGUAAAAGAUAGUUUUCUCAUGAUUGUUUGAAGAGCAUUAUAAAUGGGGAAAAAAGAAAGAACUUUCUACACGGAGUCAGGAUUCAACCUCGUCCCUAGGGCUUUCCCGCCCCUCCCAUUUUCUAAGAGGAAUGUCCUUGGGACGCGUGUGAAAAGUAUUUCAUUCUUGCAAUAAAAACAAUUUUCUUUAACUUAAACAGUGUUUAAAACAUGUCUCUGGUUUUGUAAAAAUUAGUGAGACUUAAAAGUACCAGAAUGUUCAGUUCAACUUUUUAUAGCCGAUUUCCUCCUCCUGUGGCAAGAAACGUAAAAAAACUUGACGCCAAAGGGUCGAGAAGAGUACGAUUGAACAGUCAGCAACCAUGUCCACACGUUUGCCGGAGAGGUUUAUUGGACAAGGUUUCUCUGUUUUUCUUGUUUUGAAAACAUUUUCAUUAAGUCUUCAAAAAUGCCUCCAGAUUGCUGUUUUUUUGUAUUUAUACCCUCUUGAACAAUGUGCUCCAUCAAAGUGCUCCUCCUAUCUCUCUAUUUUUAACCUACUUUACCAUCCACCCUCUCUCCCUCCGAUUCCACCUCUACUUUUACAAGCAUUUAUACUUAAAGGGGUGAAAUUUCUCCUCUGUAUAUUAAUUUCUGAAAACUUAAGUCCUGCUACUUUUUCCUUAAAUUCUUAAACUUAGUUCUUUUUUCUUUAAGUACCGCCAAAGGUGCUGCUAAGGCUGCAAUAAGCGCACUCGCCCUUUUUUAUACUUCAUCUAGUGAAAGCCUACCCUUUCAUAUACCUGAAGCCGGAGCCUCCCCGUAUAGGCCAAUUCCGUGCUCACCUAUUGCCAGCCCAUGUUGGACUCUAGGCCCGUUUGAGUCAACACCUAAGUGUAAUUACAAUAAGGCAAUGGACGAAAUAACCAAUGUAAUGAACUUGAAUAUACAUUAAACUUGACGAUAGAGAUCUGCUGCAAGAAGACGAGGUGUUCGAAAGGCAAAAACUUGUUGCAGGCAUCACUGAAGAAUAAUUGAGACCACAACACCCUCAUGAUCAAUCAGAAGCUUUCAGCCUAUCUGUAUGUCAAAGAAAGAUCAACCUAGUCAGUUCAAAGUGGUCAGAGAGCCGUAGGGCAGCUGCCUCCCCUGGACCUGUUGAGCCAGACAAAUCAAGUCUGUGGAUGGAUUUGUUUUCUUUAGACUCAGUUAUUUUGAUUAUAGUGAUUUGCUAUUGUUUGCCAUUUUCAUCUUCGAGGUCAUGGGCUCCUGUCGAGGUCUAUUUUUCGGAGACAUAUUUCAUGACAAGUGCUGAAAAUAGCAUUUCGGAGCCUCCAAAUUUGAAAAUUUUUCUGGGGGAGGACACCCCCAGACCCCCUACAAGGCUCGUGCCUUCGGCUCUCGCGAUAAUGCCCCUCGUUACAAAAAACCUAACUACAGCCCUGGGGAAUGCUAAAAAAAAUAAGUUGUGUCACUCUGAAAUACCAUUCAAAUCCAGGGAAAGAAAAGGGAGACCUAAUUUACAAACUUUCGUCUUUCAUUCACUGAGUGCACGUGCUUUUCUCCAUCAGCUCAGUAGUAAACAUAGACAACAUAGGGAUCCUUAAUUUAGUGUGAUUAACAGCCGGCAAAAACUUUUGGGAUUUAACAGGAGACAGACCGUUAACAAAAAACUAUGCCUUUUUUUGUUUUCCAAGUGACUAUUUUUAGGCUAAUUGUCGUGUAUUACACCAUGGGCCGUCAUAUACCCUAUCCUAGUGGCGCCCGGUGAUCAGACUGGGUGGUACUGACUCAGUUAAAACGGUCGUAGAAUGAAUAAAUUCAACAGCACGGUAUUUCCCACCCAGUAAAGAAUCGGAAUUAACAGUGAUUAAAUUGUAUGAUUAUCAAUAACUAUCACCUCAUAAAAGAUAUAAUAAGAUAAAAGAACUGAUCGAUACACGGUCACUCUGGGGGAAUGCGUGACGAGCCACAGUAAUUGAAUUAUUUUAAUUCGCGUAAACAUAUCUUCUUCUGCUGCUUCUUCCUCGUAAAAGAAACAGACCUAAGGGGAUUCUAAGUCAUACAUCGUUCGUGUUUUUUCGUGGAAAGAAGAGAUAUUUUUCCCUUAAAAAAAUGAAAUACAAGUAUUAUAUUUCCUGUCAAUUUGUUGAAACGACUCAUCUAAGGCUAAUUUGCAUACGGAGAAUGAAGUCAUUUUCAUCGUCGACAAGGAAAAAAACCAAGAAAAAGCUAUUACCAAGUUUUCUUCUCAUGUUUUCGAAAGUACAACAUUUAAAGGGUCUAAUGACAGUCAGUGAUAACUAGAAACGUUAAAGCUGUGGAAAUUAGUCGACCAGAUGCAGACCGUUACAAUUCCAGUUUUGCUGUCAAAAUGGCGAAUUUUGGAACAUUAACGGAACUUUGUACCGCACGCAAAGAGGAGUGCCCACAAAUUUUAUUGCAUUAAGAAGUAGACUGGUCUUAGUACUUCUGUUUUAUCAUAGACUUGAGUCUGGGUCAGGUGCCACUUUUGCGAAAUUACCGUUGAGCUCCAGUUAUGCAAAUUACUUUUCCCGAUAAGCAAAUUAAAGGUCAUUUUAAAAAACUCAUAUCUCAGCCAACUUUCCACAGAAUGCAACCAUUGAACCUUGAAACUAUUAAUCAUAGUUAAAGCUUUUGUGUGUAAAAUAAUCAGCUUAUUCGGCUUUGUGAGGCAGGUUUAACAGAGCCCUAAAGUUUCACCAAAAUCGCACCACUUCCGACGGCAAACUGGCCAGUUUUAGGUGACCGAGAAAAUCUUCUUGUAAUAUAGAGAAAAAAUUGAGUUGGUCCAAAUAAAUGUGAUAUUUCUUCAUGGGACAGGAUAGUUAUCUUCCACUGGAAAAAUCAGGGCAAUCCGUGAUAGACCAAAAUUUGCCUUAUCGGUUCUUACGCGGACAGCCUCUUAAAGCCCCGUGCAAAGGGACGCAACACUGUUGGCCGACAACUCCCAACAUUGUUGCAUGUUACAUGUUGCGUCCGUUUUCGCACCCUGUUGCAUGUUGCUGAAUGUUGUUGCGUGUUGUUUCGCAAAGUUUGAAACCGGUCAAACUUUUCAGCCAACAAUUCCCAACAUUUCUUUCGUUCCGUGAUCGCCGAAGCGUAGCGCAACAAUGUUGGAUCCGUUUGCAGAACUCUUCCAACAUUGUUGGGGCCACGCACGCUCAUUACGCAUGGUUUACAAAGACUUAUGGGUUGUAUCUUUCCCACGAUGCACUGCAGGUCCCAACAUUGUUAGCCCAACAAUGUUGGGUCCGUUUGCACACAGCCUAAGUUUCAUAUUUUCCUUCUGCCAGGCAUGCAUUCGGGUCCUGUCGCGGCGGGAUUAGUGGGUAAGAAGACACCACAGUACUGCUUAUUUGGAGACACAGUUAACAUUGCUCUACGGCUCAGGACAACAGCACUGGUAUGGUAUGAAUAAAGACCAAACAUUUUGCAAUGCAUAGACCAAAGCUCAUAGCUCCCGCGCGCCCGAAGAAACCUAGCGCAGGAAUAUUCCAAACGGAAACUUUUGAUCCAUCUCUUCAAGGCGAACUUUGAUACCAGUUUCAGCCUUUUGCGGCCGUUUUUCGCCAAUUGUAACUGAUUAGUGCAAACGGUAAACGCAAUUUCGGGACGAAAUUUACCAGUAUAGAGUUUUGCUUACCAUUUGCGCAAACUGUGAACCGACCAGUUUACAUACGUAAAUGGUAAACAAAACCACUAUAAACCCCCGGGGGGGACUCCGCGUAUGAAAGGGGUGGGGAUGCUCGUCGGAAAUUUUGAAUUAAACCCCUAAAGGAGACCGAUCUGGGUGUGGCCCAAGCUUUUUUUGACCCCUAAAAGAGACCAUGUUAAAAAACAUACAAUAUAUAUAUAUAUAUAUAUAUUUAUAUUUUUUCGCGUGCAACCCUGAACGAGACCUUCACGGCUAAAUAUGAUGGCGUUUUGCCCAGAACACCCUAAGUGAGACCAAAAUCCGAAAGUUACACCCCUAAGCGAGACGACGAGCAUCCCCACCCCUUUCAUACUCGGAGUCCCACCCCCCCCGGGCUAUAAACAUGAAAACCUAUUCCUGCACUGAUGUAAUUUGAUCUAUUAACUUUCUCUUCCAAAGACAUCUAAAAGCUCGAAAUUUUCUUUCAGCCAAUGAGAGUGCACAUAAGUGAGGCAACAAAGAAGUGUUUGGAAAAUACCGAUUUUAGAAUGGAAUACCGAAGAACGGUAGAGCUAAAGGUAUGGUGCAAACAGUAUCAUGUGCAUAUUGUUCGUGUAGCGUGCAAAAUAUUGAAUUUCUAUAAGAGCAAAUUUCCAUGUAUCAUAUUACCAUUUACCGUUGUUGAUUAUCAUUUCUUUGUCUCUUUCGUAAACAGGGAAAAGGCAAGACAAAGACUUACUGGUUGAUAGCCAGAAAAUGA